This is a messenger RNA of Echinostoma caproni, 723 nucleotides long. NCBI's taxonomy places the organism in Eukaryota, Metazoa, Platyhelminthes, Trematoda, Plagiorchiida, Echinostomatidae. The record is from the annotation of a GenBank genome assembly.
AUGAAAUUGCUCCACGGACCAGACGAACGAUCGCAACGAGUUGGCGAUUUAGCGCACUGGCUCAAUCCGGGAUUGUGGCUUCAACCGCCAGGCACUCCGGGCACAAUCGAUCUGACCCCGGACACCCCAAUGUCCGCGUAUAGUGGUAACAGUCUUUGGCCUACUGCACAAUUGGCUUGGGCUCGUCUACACGUGCUCGAAUCCGUCCCCGGUACCGUUCUAGAUACACGAACAGGAGCACAAUUGAAUUUGGGUGAACUGGCCAAUCAGGCAUGCGGAGCAGUGGUACAGUCUUUGCGACCGCAUGUGGACGAUUUACGCAAGCGGAACCACACACAACUGGCUGUUCGUAUUCACUUAAAACCUCCGGAUCAAGUUGGUUAUCAGGUGGUUAGUUUGCACUCGGAACUAGACACCUUAGUUCCACAUAGUCCCAAACCGUUGGACCCGGAUGGGGAUUCACUUAGUCAAUCGUCCGUCAGUUUCAGUCCAUCACCAGAUCCACGAAGCUGUUCGUCCGAUCUGGAACGCUAUCUCACUCCGAUUAUCCAGUCCUGGUUGUCGUGGAUGCAGUUUGAGUCCGGUCAUUUGGACUCUCCGUCCACGUCCCUAUCCCCAUCCACCCGAAAACAGACCGGACCGAGUAACAACAGGGUGGACGAGACGGGGACGGACAAUUCACCACAGCUGAUCAUUGAACUUGAUUUCUAUUUGCUUGAUUAA